Molecule: messenger RNA, 354 nt
Organism: Miscanthus lutarioriparius
Lineage: Eukaryota; Viridiplantae; Streptophyta; Magnoliopsida; Poales; Poaceae
Source: the annotation of a GenBank genome assembly
AUGGCUUGUAAGGUUAUCAUCACUGCAGCAGCAGGUGCCCUAAUACUGUCGUUCCUUUUGCCAUCAGUCACAUGCAAGAAUAAUCCUCUGUUCGAUAAAGCAGACGUUACUGGACGUGAGCACAUAGGCAACUGCCCGUUUUGGCGCAGCAGAGUUCCAGAAUGCCGCACCCACAUGUCUUGCAUAAUGCGGUGCCAAGACGAGGGCUACAAUGGCGGAUUCUGCGACGGCAACAAGAUCUGCAUGUGCUCGCAGUGCUCGCGCUUGCCGGGCUCGCGCUCGCCGGAUGAUGAACUACAAGUCGGCCAAAGAUCGUCGUUGCUUCUGCCGGCACUGGAGCCAACCAGUGCAUGA